Messenger RNA from Caenorhabditis briggsae, 885 nucleotides. The record is from RefSeq and is a predicted model, not a curated record. The coding region runs from base 1 to 885 and encodes 294 amino acids. Lineage: Eukaryota; Metazoa; Nematoda; Chromadorea; Rhabditida; Rhabditidae. The transcript is spliced from 6 exons.
AUGUCUGAGAAUCGAGAAAACCCCAAGAAAAAGGACGAUUUUCGAAUUUUAUAUUUUCGAGCCGCGAUUUCUAAUAUUUUCCUAUUUUUCACUUUUCUAUUGACCUCGAUUUAUUUGGCAAUACAUCGGAAGGCCUCUUUUGGAGACCCAAACCCGUCCUCCUGGUACUGGAUAAUUGACCUAAUUACCUCAAUUCUAUGCGGCUACUCGAAUUUCUUAUUUCUGCCAAUUCAUGCUCUCCGAGCUCAUGCAAUUACGCGGGAAUUUGAAAUUUUCAAUGAGGAACUCGAAAAUGCGGAUAAAGAGAAAAAAUUGGAGAAUUUGCCAAUUAUUCGAGGAUUUGGAGCCCGCCAAAUCAAAUUGUUCGAAAUUGCCAAUUCCUUAACUGGAAGAAUCGAACGCUACAUGACUUGGGCUCCUGCAUUGUCAAUUUUGGCAUUUUUAAUGGCUACAUACAUUAUUACUGAGUUUGGCGUAAAACAGUUUCCAGUUUUAUACCAUAUUUGUCUUAUUGCAUAUGUCAUUUCUGGAUUUAUCAUGAGUUUUGCAUUAAUGUAUCCAGUUGCAUUUAUACAAGAGGCGAUGCUUGCCACGUCACAUGUAUUGCUCAACUCAACUAUUCUCCAAGAGACCAAUGAUCCUUUAAUUUUCGAAAACUACCGUAUGAUUCUGGAAAGAUCUCUACACAAUCGAUUAACCAAUAAUGUUCUUCAUGUUUUUUCGAUAACUCGAAAAAAUUUAGAAAGAUUGUUUUUUGUGCAUUCUGUCAUGAUCAUUAUCAUGGUUUGGACAUUCGAACUGGAUGAUGGGAUUGCGAAAGGAUUCGAGGGAAUCGGGAAAAUGAUAAUGAUGAUGAACAUGACUGGAAGUCAUGAUAAUGUAUAA